AUGGUGACCAUGAAAGAUGAUUUUGAAGAAGAAUGUGAUCUGCUAUACCUUAUGUUUAUAAAGAGAGGUUACCCUGCUUCCUUCCUAAAUAUAAUUUUUCAGGAAGUAAAGGAUAAAAGGGAUAAAGGGAUAUAUAAACCUAUUUUGGGAAGUGACCUAGGGACUAUAACAUUAGACCUGGUCAUUGACACAGGUCUUAACAGUAACAACACAGUGAUCGAUGAUGCUCAUUCAAGACAAGUUGAUAUCAAAAAGAAGCUUCAAGCCAUUGUCAGUGAAAUGAUAACAUCAAACGGCACCAUUUCUUUAUCAGAAGAAUUUGUUCUUUCGGGUUUCCCAGGAAUUCAGGGCUGGGUGUCUAUUCCUUUCUGUACAAUCUAUGUCUUAACAUUGUUAGGUAACUGCACAAUUUUGCUAGUCAUUAAACAUGAUGAAGCUCUUCAGGAACCAAUGUACAUGUUUAUUUUUAUGCUGGCUACAGCAGAUAUUGCUUUAAGUAGCACUGUUCUACCAAGGAUGUUGGUGAUGCUAUGGUUUGAUGCUAAUAGUAUUAGGAAGGAAGCAUGUUUCCUACAGAUGUUUUUUGUCCACUCCUUCGCAAUAAUGGCAUCUUCUGUUCUACUUGCUAUGUCAUUUGAUCGAUACUUUGCGAUCUGUUAUCCAUUACAAUAUGCAAAUGUUUUCUCAAAGUCUCUGAUUAAAAAGAUUGCUACUUUGUGUAUAACAAGAGGAUUUAUUCUCAUAAUUCCUGCUCCAGUGCUUGCUUCCAAUGUGUCCUAUUGCAGCGCAAAUGUGCUUCCCACAUCAUACUGUGACUUUAUGUCAUUAAUUAAAAUUGGAUGUUCAGAAUCAACAUUCAACAGUGUGUAUGGAUUAACAGUUCCAUUUGUUGUAAUUGCUGAUGUUGGCUUUAUCAUGUUUUCCUAUGCCAAGAUUCUUAGUACUGUUCUGAAACUUGGAUCUAGUGAGGAACGUCAGAAAGCUAUAAACACUUGUGGUUCACACCUUUUGGUAUUAUUGUUCACUUACAUUACAGCUUUUUUCUCUUUUAUUACACAUAGAUUUGUUAAAGGCAUUUCCCCUCCUUUACUUGUAGUUUUCUCCUCUUUAUAUAUGGUACUGCCAGCAAUGUUAAAUCCAAUCAUUUACGGUGUGAGAACAAAUGAGAUAAGAAAAAAUAUUUUCAAAAGGGUUUAUACCCGAAAGCGCUCAUUUCAUUGGAAAUUUCAAGAGUUGUAUGCUGAUUUUAUUCGUUUUAUUAAAAGCCUUGGAUCCAUAGCAGUGUUCUGA
Messenger RNA from Protopterus annectens (West African lungfish), 1290 nucleotides. RefSeq names its product olfactory receptor 52K1-like. NCBI's taxonomy places the organism in Eukaryota, Metazoa, Chordata, Ceratodontiformes, Protopteridae. Gene Ontology annotation, biological process: G protein-coupled receptor signaling pathway. Bases 1 to 1290 code for a protein of 429 amino acids. Gene Ontology annotation, molecular function: G protein-coupled receptor activity; olfactory receptor activity. Gene Ontology annotation, cellular component: membrane. The transcript is spliced from 3 exons. The record is from RefSeq and is a predicted model, not a curated record.